AUGGCUCGUUUUCUUGGCUAUGUGUUGCUUCUGCCCUUCGCAGCGGCAGUGAACGUGACCAGCACGCGCUUCCUGGCUGGCGACGUCGCAGCGUGCCCGGGGGAUACCCGGGGUGAUGGGAGGUGCAACAAGGAUGACACCCACCGCGUGUGCGCAAAGAUCGGCGUGGAAGGCACAUCCUUUUGGGAGUUCACGGGCCAGAGCAGCUGGUGCAACACGGACAUUUACGGCGAUGGCUUGAUCGCUUGCCCCCCACAGAAGCCCUACUGGUGCAUUUGCAAGUGGGCCACAGCUUCGUGGAUCAAAGGCGAAGGCUGCAACGACAAGGUGAACUUCGACUGCGCAGCCACGGACGUUUGCAAUCUCAAGGCAUCCUACACAGACGGCAACGUCGACUUGAAGCCCGCCCACGAUUGUAUGCAGACGAAGUGCAAGCAGCAGUGGGACGCCUGUCCUUGA
Molecule: messenger RNA, 459 nt
Organism: Symbiodinium sp. CCMP2456
Lineage: Eukaryota; Dinophyceae; Suessiales; Symbiodiniaceae
Source: the annotation of a GenBank genome assembly